Myxocyprinus asiaticus (Chinese sucker) is the source of this 613-nucleotide messenger RNA. Its product is annotated as corticoliberin-2. Gene Ontology annotation, cellular component: extracellular region. NCBI's taxonomy places the organism in Eukaryota, Metazoa, Chordata, Actinopteri, Cypriniformes, Catostomidae. The transcript has 2 exons. The coding region runs from base 117 to 605 and encodes 162 amino acids. The record is from RefSeq and is a predicted model, not a curated record. Gene Ontology annotation, molecular function: hormone activity.
UAAGAACUUGAUAGGCAACAACUGGAAGAGAGAAAAACGCAUCUCACAAAGUUCCAAAGACCAUCCUAGGAUAUAUCAGUUACGCACGCCACAGAUUCUUCUCGACACUUUUUGAAAUGAGGCUCAAUUUUCUCGUCACCACCAUGGCUCUGCUCGUUGCCUUUCCACCACCUUAUGAAUGUAGAGCCAUAGACAACAGCCCCAACCAGCCAGUCACGGACCCCGAUGAAGAGCGACAGUCACCAGCCGUUCUGGCGCGCUUGGGAGAGGAGUACUUCAUCCGGCUCGGUAACAGAAAUGAGAAUUCUCCCCGGUCUCCACCUGACACCUACCCCGAGGCAUCCCAGUAUUCCAAAAGAGCACUGCAGCUCCAGUUAACGCAGCGUCUGUUGGAGGGCAAAGUUGGGAACGUCGGCCGCUGGGAUGGCAAUUACGCGCUCCGGGCGCUCGACUCCGAGGAGAGAGAGCGCAGGUCGGAGGAGCCACCGAUUUCCCUAGAUCUGACCUUUCAUCUGCUACGAGAAGUACUAGAGAUGGCCAGAGCCGAACAAUUGGCCCAGCAAGCUCACAGCAACCGCAAAAUGAUGGAAAUAUUCGGGAAGUAACCGCGACC